AUGACUAUUAAAUCAUUACUGUUAUCACGUUUGCGAUCUGCAAUAACUAUAGAGAGAACCGUAUCUGUAUUUAAAGUAAUUGUGACGGCAUCUGAGGAGCUCAAGUGCGACGUGCGCUUGCGCAUCGAGUCGGGCUGGGUGUGUGGUCUGCUCAGACGAGCAGAAGACGGCGGAGAGUACGCCAGCUUCCGGGGAAUCCCGUAUGCGGAACAACCAUUAGGCCAACUGAGGUUCAAGGAAUUGCAGCCAGCAAGACCUUGGCCACAUCUUCUGGACGCCACAGAAGAAGGACCUGUAUGUCCUCAGCACGAUGAGAUAUAUGAACAUCUGAUCGACCCGCAUCGGGGCAUGAGUGAAGCUUGCAUCUAUGCCAACAUCCACAUACCCCUGGCAGCCCUAUCCUUAGCUCAAACACGCGAUAAUAGCAGUAACUAUUCCGAACACGGACAACAAGGAGUGAAGAAAGGGUUUCCUAUUUUGGUAUUCAUUCACGGUGGAGGCUUUCAAGCAGGACUCAGUGACACCGAUCUUCACGGACCAGAAUAUCUUGUCAACAAAGGAAUUAUACUCAUCACUUUUAAUUACAGAAUAAACGUCUUCGGCUUUCUCUCUUUAAAUAAUCCAAAAAUCCCUGGCAACAACGGCCUCCGAGACCAGGUGACGUUACUGCGCUGGGUGCAGAGAAACGCCGAAGCCUUCGGGGGAGACCCGGACGACGUGACGCUGGGAGGACAGAGCGCAGGCGCGGCGUGUGCGCAUAUACUGUCCUUGUCGAAUGCUGCUAAGGGUCUGUUUAAAAGAGUCAUUUUGAUGAGCGGUACGGCCAUACCUUCAUUUUUCACAAGUUCGCCGAUAUAUGCCAAUUUGAUCGCUAGUGCUUUCCUAGCAUACUUAGGUAUAAAUGCAACAAGCCCUGACGACAUACAUGACGCAUUAAUUAAAACGCCUUUAGAGGACAUCCUCAGAGCGAACACUCGGAUUCAAUACGAUUUCGGGCUGGUUUCAUUUACACCUGUAGUCGAACCUCCAUACCAAGGGGUUACAAGGAUACUGGAUGACACCCCAACUAAUCUGAUGAUCCAAGGUAGAGGGAACGAGCUUCCCUUUCUUGUCGGCUUUGCUGACCAAGAGUGCGAGUUUUUCAGGCGAAGGCUAGAAUACUUGAAAUUCUUAAGCCGCAUCAAAAUAAAUCCGCUCCUUGUCCUGCCGGCGAGAAUACCAUUUUCUACACUUCCAAAUGUGGCCUUGCAACUGGCUGAGAAAGUAAUCAAGAGAUACUUCCAUGAAAAGCCAAGCAUAAAAGACGUUUUACAAGUAUGCAGAGAUAGUUUUUUUGAAUAUCCUUCGUUCAAAUUAGGACAGUUGAGGGACGAGAUGAAGGCAGCUUCAUUCUACUUGUACCAGUUCUCAUAUGAAAGUGAUUACAGCGUAGUAAAAGCAGGUCUCCGGUUGCAGUACAAAGGCACUGCUCACGUAGAAGACCAGACUUUUGUUUUAAAGGACAAUACUAUUCUGAGUGGUGAAAAAUCUCUUCCGCGGAGUGACAGAGAUGACCUCAUGCAGAAGCUGAUGACAACAUUUGUAGUCAAUUUUAUGCGAUGCAAUGACCCGACCUGCGGUUCGGAGUCAGGAUGGCACCACCUUCAUGCUCAGAACCUGAACUAUCUAGAUAUUAACGAUCCAGUACUAUUACAAAACACGGUGCCGAGGCACGACCAGAAAGACAUGAUCCAGUUUUUCGACGGGAUUGAAGAUAUUGCUAGGUAAAAUCAUCUUUGGUUAUGCAUUUCAUCACUUAGAAACUGAAUAUUUGCUUCGCUUCAUGAUGGACCAAACAUGUAACUAAUCCUAAUAAAGUAUUGUAUUAAAGUAUAUUUAAUAAAAAAAAAAUUGUUGCAGAAAUUUUUCAAUAAGAGCCACAAGUGAACUGCUGCCAUCAUAGAGAUGGAAUACGAUAAUCCUUUGGACGAAACUUUGUUCAGAUUAUAUUUCAACGAAAAGAUAUUUUAUAAACAACAAUUUACCAAUAAAACGCUCAACUUAACAUUUCUUUCCUUUCACCUAGAAUAAACAUCCAUGGAGAACAUAAUCUUCAAACCAGAUAAAUUUUACAAUUUUGCGUUUAAUUUGAGCUCUAAUUAAAAAAAAACAUAUGUGUUAUAUACUUAGUAUGUUUAUAGCCGACCCCAACAUAGUUGGGAAAAGGCUAGGCCGAUG
This is a messenger RNA of Trichoplusia ni (cabbage looper), 2217 nucleotides long. RefSeq names its product juvenile hormone esterase-like. The transcript is spliced from 6 exons. NCBI's taxonomy places the organism in Eukaryota, Metazoa, Arthropoda, Insecta, Lepidoptera, Noctuidae. The record is from RefSeq and is a predicted model, not a curated record. The coding region runs from base 1 to 1767 and encodes 588 amino acids.